Molecule: messenger RNA, 966 nt
Organism: Alternaria alternata
Lineage: Eukaryota; Fungi; Ascomycota; Dothideomycetes; Pleosporales; Pleosporaceae
Exons: 1
Coding region: 1-966 (321 amino acids)
Source: RefSeq, a predicted model, not a curated record
AUGCCACAGCCAAAAUCUCUCCCCAAAGACCGCUACGUCCGGCAACGCGCCGCGCGAGAAAUCCGUCGAAACCUUGCCGCCCUGACAACAUCAACAUCUCAUCCUCAGCUCCAAUCUCUAUUCUUCGCCGUCCUACCAGCAGAAAUCCGUUUCACAAUCUACCAACACGUGCUAUCUCAACAACAUGAUCCCACCCGCCCUAUCGACACCCAUUCCAUUUCACCACUAUACCGCCCUCGACACACUCAUCGUACCAAAAUCGACUCAGCUCUGCUCCUAACAUGUCGCCUUAUCUAUGUAGAAGCCCACCAAAUCCCCUUGCGCAGUUCCACGCACCAUUUCCGGUACCUAGGUAGUACAUCAUGGCUGUACAACGGAGACAUCUGGCUCCACCACAUCACCAAGCAGCGAGGCGCAGAACUAUACCAUCUCCACGAUAACCUCGUUGCGCUGAAAGCGUCCAACUUCAAUAAGUUCCUCUUGAGCCAUUUACGCUGGAGGAGAAUUACUUGGACGAUAUGCGCCUACCUCCUUCCGCCUUUACUCGCCGAACUGAAGGAACGACAGCGACUCGCGGAAACCAUGGCGAGCUUGGUUCUGCCGAGUAGUUGCCAGGAGGUCAAUCUUGAGUUCGAAACGAGAGAGGAUUUAUUGCCCGAUUGGCCUGGUUUGGAGGAUCAAAUUGAGGCGUGUAGGGCAUUGGCGUUACGGAAGGAGGAUGGGUCAGUGUUAGAGAUUGAUGAUAGAUAUGGCCUGAAGUAUACGUGGAUGGGGAGUGGGCAGGCGAGGUGGGGGACGAGUGAGGAUGCGGUCUGGAAGGAGAAGAUGAGAUAUCACACUACGAGGCUGUGUUGGAGGGCGAGGGUGCCGAGGAGGGAGUAUAUGAGUUAUGAUUUUUUGGAUUGUUUGGGUGUUGAGGGCGAUAGGGACGGGGUUGUCGAGAAGGUGAAGACGUUAUGUGAGUAG